ACGAUAACUUGCCAAUCGUCUCAGUUUGUUUUGAUUUGUUGCUUUGGCAAAGCACAGUUUGUGUUGAUUUUUGUUAGGGAAAUUGUUACUUUGUAAUAUAAGAUUAGAUUUCGGAAAAGAGUCAAAUCAGCCGCCAUGCCCAAAAGGAAGCUCUUGACCGACUCGGGGAUACAACCCAAACAACCCAAGAUCGAGAUUAGACUUCCACCGGAAAUUUGGCAGAAAAUCUUCCUCAAUCUGCCCCUUAAAGACCUGAUCGUGGCUCGUCUCACCUGCCACCGCUGGCGGGACGCCAUCGGAAGCAGCCCCGGCCUGAGGGACAAAUUUUGGCUCAAGUUUCCCCACGAUCGCAACAUCACCAUGAUCAACCGGAACUACAAACCUCCCGGGACCGUACCGGCCUCGAAUGUGAUGUUCCAGUUGGACAACUACUCCAAGAUUGGGAGCAUCGCGGCGUGGUGGCCGCAGGUCGCUUCAACGGUGACCUGUCUCGUCAUGUGCGGGUGCGAGUUCCCGGUGGACGUGUUGCGCCACGCACCGAACCUCAAAUCGCUGCAUCUGAUUUCCGCGAGGUUCGGAAGGACGGGCAGGGUUAACUUCAAGUUGAUCAAUCUGAGGAGACUAUCGCUCAAAAAAUCCCGCCCAGGCCCGUUAGCCCGUCUGAUCACCCGGCUGGAGGUGCUCGAGUUCGCGAUUGUCGAUGAGGAAGAUGGAGAAAUCGACGAAAUUGUCGGGUUGAUCCAGUCAGCCAAGAGCAGCCUCAAAGAGCUGGUUCUGGACGUUCCGCAAGGCUAUCUGAGGAAGCUUUCGCUGUUGACGGAGCUGAAUCUGAGGAAGGUUAAAUUGCGUGACAGUUACGGCUACUGUUAUGGCUUCUUCGAGGCAAUAGUUCAGUUUGUUGAAGCACAUCCAGCGAUCGAAGAACUGUCUUUGUUCAAUCCUCUUGAACUCCACCAUGUUCUACGAGCCCUCCCAAAUCUCAAGCGGCUUUUUCUGGGCUUUUCCUAUCCCCACGUUGGGCACGAAGGCGGGUAUCUUCCAGAAGAGAACGUCUUGCCGGAGAUUCCGAACGUGGCGCUGUCCAACUUGGAACAUCUCCAAAUCGACGGCAAGGCAGGAACCGCUGGCUGGCCAACCCUCCUGAUCCAGCAAGGCGCUCGGCUCCCUAAACUAAAGCAACUGUGUCUUGGCUCCGUUUUCAUACCGGAUGAUUCCCUGAGCGAACUACUUCGGCAUUCGCCCGAUUUACGCUACAUGACUCUCACCAUGUGUGAUUUCGACAGUUGGCAUCAACUGCUUUCGCUAAUCACUCAGCCCAAGCGAUUGCAACGCCUCAGCUUCAGCGUUUCUGGAGUUACCAACGUAGAGGACGAUCCGUUCAACUGCCCGGUACCGGUCACCUCGCUAACGUAUCUCAAAGUCGGCGCUCCGGGUAACGUUCCGAGCGAUAAACUGCGCACCGUUUUCAGGCUUUUUCCCGCGGUGACGGAGCUCCAACUCCAGGACGCUGCUUAUGACGGCGGAUUUAUUGAGGAGAUGUGCCGAAGCUUGGCUCAGCUGGAACGGCUGUCCGUGAACGGACUAGGGGUGAGCUGCGAGGCGACGACCCACCUGAGGCAGUACUGCCACAAGCUGCGCUAUUUGUGGCUCGACGAGUCCUGGGCGAUACCCCCGGAAGAUAUUGCUUACUUUUCGAAACGUUUGGAUAACUUUUACUACAAUCGAAUCAAUUCCAGUGGAGAAGAUUCCGAUCUUCUGGACAUUUUGGAAAUCUUGAGGCAGCUGAGCGAUGAGUUGUCAGUUCUUUUGAACUAUUGUUGAAAUGUUUUGUUUGUUUUGUUACACUGUCAAAUCAAUUACAAUAAAAUACAAAUUGUUAGUUCACAA
Messenger RNA from Culex pipiens pallens (northern house mosquito), 1887 nucleotides. RefSeq lists its product as uncharacterized. Gene Ontology annotation, molecular function: protein binding. The record is from RefSeq and is a predicted model, not a curated record. NCBI's taxonomy places the organism in Eukaryota, Metazoa, Arthropoda, Insecta, Diptera, Culicidae. The coding region runs from base 136 to 1821 and encodes 561 amino acids. The transcript has 2 exons.